Molecule: messenger RNA, 2063 nt
Organism: Aphis gossypii (cotton aphid)
Lineage: Eukaryota; Metazoa; Arthropoda; Insecta; Hemiptera; Aphididae
Source: RefSeq, a predicted model, not a curated record
AUGGCAUUGAGAGAUCAUGACUAUGUCAUUCCAGCCAAUCACGAAGAAGUCUGUGUAGCAAAUCUCAACCUCUUCCUACAAGACCACAACUACGCCCAACGUCCUGCUGCCAUUCAGAUUCAAGAAGAACAAGAAGAAGAUCAACCUCAGGCAGAAGGAGAAGAUCAACGACAAGCAGAAGAACAAGAAGAAGAUCAACAACAGCAACAACAAGAAGAUCAACCUCAGGCAGAAGGAGAUCAACCACAGGCAGAAGGAGAUCAACCACAGGCAGAAGAACAAGAUCAGCCACAGGCAGAAGAACAAGAAGAAAAUCAGCCACAAGAAGAAGGAGAAGAAGAAGAACAACAACAAGCAAGAACAUAUAGGACAAUCCCUGGCAUUCGGCUCAACUCAAAAUUUUAUGUUGAUAAUUUUGGGUAUAAAUAUUAUAAAAAAAAGUUACUCAUCAAUAGAAUAACUUUGGUUUGUGAGCGUCAAAAAAAUCCCAAUCGUCCUAUAUGUCAUGGUUCAGCAUCUAUCAGUAGAAACGAGAUGGACAACCAAAUUUUGAUUGUAGUUCCACACAAUCAUGAGCCGAAUGAAAUUGAUUUAAAUGUGCCAUUCCUGAGGAACGCUCUAGGUGAAAGAGCUAUUGAUCGGACAAUCACAACCCCAUCAAUUCGAGGUCUCUAUAAUAGCGAAAUAAUUAGGCAUCCCCAGGCUGCCAUUCGCUAUACAUUCCUCCAGACACAAGCUAGAACAAAAAGGAUGAGACUAUCGAGACGCCCACAAUUACCUCAGGACAUGCACGAUCUUGCAGAAAUGUUGAGAGACCCCCGGAAUGCAAAUUAUGCCUCAACAUUCCAAAUUCCUUCAACUGCCUUUUUCAAUCAAGAAUUGAUUGUAAAUGGAGUAACUGUUGGAAUUAUUUUUGCGAAUACUUCGGCAAUUGAAAAGUAUCGUGAACAGUUGGCUACAGUAGAGAUUGUCGGAAUAGAUGGUACGUAUAAGACGCCAAUGGACUUGCGAUCUUUCCUGACAUUUCAGAUUCUCUACAAAAGUGUUGCGUUUCCAAUGGUCUUUGUCCUUUUGGGGAGUGAGACAGAGGAAACGUAUUGUGCGUUAUUCGCUGUGAUACGCAAUAUUCUACCUUUGAAUUAUGAUGGAACGUUUGUUACUGAUUAUGAGCGUGCUUGAUGCGCUGUCCAGCAAAUCUUCCCUAACAGUAACUUACUAUGCUGUUGGUUCCAUUUACCAGGUAAUAUAACUACAUUUUGUACCGCUACAAUUUUGCACCGAAAAGUGAAUGGUGUCUUGAACUUGGUAAAGAGGCAUGAUGUAGCAGCUCGUAUUUUUAGAAUGGUACUAGCAUUGCCUCAUCUACCGGCUGAAAGGGGUCAUCCGGGGUGCCCUAAUUUUUGUAUGGAAGAUGGAUUAAAUACGAUUGUUAAUUAUACCUUACAAUUUCCCGAAAUUAAUGAGGUUAUGAAUCGUUUCCUGAUGGACUACAUUUACCAUUAUUGGUUUUUGCAAAUUGGUCCACGAUUUUUAAGUGUUUUUGGUCAAGAUCACCGGACCAACAAUUACUUAGAAUCCUUCCAUGCAACGUUGCUCACUCAAAUUGGACGCCACCCUAAUAUUUGGGACUUUCUUCAAAGACUGACUAUUGUGGAAAAUCAGUUCUUUGUAGAAUUUCAACAAAGCAUCAAUAAUCUCAUGAUCAGAGAUGGUACUUCCAGAUCUGAAAGAGAAAAUUCAACAAGGAUUAUUGCAGAAUCUGUACAGCAACUAAACAGAGACGGUGAUCUAUUGAUGUUUUUGAGGAGGACUGGUCACCGAAAUGAUGGCUAUGUUCAACAACAAAUUGGAGCCUAUCCCUGAGAGGUGUGUUAUUGUUGGGUCUGGAUCAACUAAACAGCCUAUUUCUCAUUGACCGAUCUAUACACACAAACACAUAUACUCAUAUACACACCUUACACAUCAUUACACCACAUAGCUCACUAGUAUUUGCGCGGCGAACCUAACCACUGCUAGUUGAACUAUAACACUAUUACACAUAAAACAUACAGGUCGGUUGGUGU